AAACGCUGGAAUUCCCCCGGAAAAAAUCAGUGAAGCCAUGCAAUUUUACAUAGUGUGUGCAGUCGCAUUCUUCGCGUGGUGUAUAGACGCGCGACCAGGCGGCUUGCUAGAGCACUACGGUGGAGGCGGCGGCGGCCAUUUUGAAGGCCUCGAGGGCGGCCAUCUUGGAGGCGGCUACGAGAUUGUCGAGCACGAGGGAAUCAGCAAUGAGAUCACGCAUGGAGGUGAAGGGGGUGAAGGAGGUGAUGGCGGACACGGACACCACCAUCAUCAAGAGGAGUAUAUUGAUUACCAUGCACCAGCAAAGUACCACUACGACUACCACGUCCAUGACCUGCACACGCAUGACAUUAAAUCACAAUGGGAGACACGUAACGGAGACAAGGUCAAGGGUGAAUACACCUUGGUUGAACCUGAUGGUUCAAAAAGAAUCGUCUCUUACACGGCAGAUAAACAUACUGGCUUCCAUGCUAUCGUCAAAAAAGUUCAUGACUUCUAAUCAUGUUGCCGAUCACUUUUGUCAGGUCAAAAACAGAAGUCAUCAGAUCUGAUAAAAUUUAACGCGACUUGACAACACCGCUAUUGACCGAUGAUUUUGUUGUUAUUUAUGUUGAUCCUGUAUCAGUAUUUUGUUGUUUGUAUUCGUUACAAGCUAGCCCCAUACGUUGAGGAACUUCCCUUAUUUGGCCGGAUGCACCUGUCUGUACGUAUGAAGCCGUAACCUAAAAGUGGGCCAUAUGGAUAUUUUUUAGUCUUCAACAUAUCCCAACGAUAUGAUAGGCUGCUUACUACUUCUUGAUACCAUUUCGUUUGCUUUUGGAAUCAUUAUUCGCACAUCCUAGUAUCUAGCAUCCUUGGUCAAAUGAUAUAGAAGUACAAGUUUUGCAGUUUAUUUUUCCUUAGAAUGAUUUUGAAUUAAUUCAGUCUUGGAUUUUAAAUUGACUCCUCAACGUAUGCAGCCAGUAAAAGUUAUAUGAC
Acanthoscelides obtectus is the source of this 978-nucleotide messenger RNA. Lineage: Eukaryota; Metazoa; Arthropoda; Insecta; Coleoptera; Chrysomelidae. The record is from the annotation of a GenBank genome assembly.